Penicillium nucicola is the source of this 1095-nucleotide messenger RNA. RefSeq lists its product as uncharacterized. Gene Ontology annotation, cellular component: membrane. The record is from RefSeq and is a predicted model, not a curated record. Lineage: Eukaryota; Fungi; Ascomycota; Eurotiomycetes; Eurotiales; Aspergillaceae. The coding region runs from base 1 to 1095 and encodes 364 amino acids. The transcript is spliced from 3 exons.
AUGUCAUCCGCUCUUCCUUAUCUAAAGUCGCUGAAGAAGGGCGAUCUGGUGGAGUUCGCCGAGACAACCGACCUGAAUGGCGCAAAUGGUCUCAACAAGCUGGACCUUGCCACUGCGCUUGACAACCACCUGCAAGAGAAUGCCUCCAUCUUCGGCGGCGUCAAGUCGCUAUCUGAAUACUACUCGCGCUUGGCCUCGCCGCCUCGCCGGGGAUCGCCUGUGAAGCGCGAAUCUAAAGUCCAGACUCCUGGUCCUACGAAGACUCCUUCGCGCCGCGCAUCUUCCAAAAAAGAAGUCAAGGAAGUCAAGGAAGCCAAAGAACAAAAGGAAGAUACUAGUGAGGACGGUGAAGAUGUGGUCGCAACCCCAAGUCUGCGCCAGCGCUCACGCCGGGUGUCGCGCGCGGCGCCCAUCACGGAGCCCAUUGCGGCGUCCCUUACGGAUUUGCAGAACGCCCUACCUUUGCCUCCUUCCCCUGCCGUCGUGACAGAUGUCAUUGACCGCCAGACCAACCGGGUUCGGGAGGGAAUUGAAGAUGCAUGGACCUCAAUGGGCGUAUUAGAUCGGUGCCACGCUGUUCGCGAGUCUUUGAGCAGCCUCAAGGCUAUUGAGAUCAUAGUCCUGCUUCUCGAAGGAGGAAGUGUUGUAAAGGAACUUGUUCCCAUCCGCUAUCUUACCACGACUCCUCCUGUGCAGGCCGCGCAGAUCCCCGCCAUGUCAAUCAGAGCUCCUGACCUCUUUGUGUUGCUCACUGGGGCUUUCUGGGCGCCUUUCUCUCUGUGGCUCGUCUCCUGCCUUGUCUUGCCUCUGAUGGCCGCAUACUUCAUCAACUUGAGCUGGCAGGCGUCUACCUCUGCGCGCAAAACCCGCUCUAGUCCCAAUCUUGCUCAAUUCGACCCAUUGACAUUCAAUAUUGCCAAGGCGCUGCUGGUACACAUCGUUUUCGGGAACGACUUCAAGUUCUGGGGAGUUUUCAGCACUUUCGCUCUUCGAAAGAUUUCAGCUUCUGUUCCUGGCGGAACCUUCGGUCUGUACACUGGCACUGCCGUUGGCGUCAUUGGAUCUCUGUACGAGGCUAUUCUGCGUCGUUCAUAA